Molecule: messenger RNA, 963 nt
Organism: Amoebophrya sp. A25
Lineage: Eukaryota; Dinophyceae; Syndiniales; Amoebophryaceae
Source: the annotation of a GenBank genome assembly
GAGAAGUUUGUUCAGUUGAGAAGACAUGCUCGUCUGUAAUGAUCACAUCCACCAUACAUGGUGUUGAUUGUGCAGUUAAAAAUCUAAACGGUAUCAAUUACACAACGAUCGAACAAUACCUCACGCUUUCAAUUUCUUCUUACCUUGAAUAUGAGAAAAGGGAAGCCUAGGUAGUCGAGGUUAACAAGAAGUAAAUGACAGAAAAAUGGCAGUAACCGAACUUUUUCUCUACAUUGCCAUUGGCAUUGCUGGUGCCGUGUUGCUGGUGUCCAGUUUUGUGCUGUUCCGCGCCUGUCAAAGAAGGAAGAAGAUCGAAAACCUGGCUGGGGAGCGGCGUAAGAAAUUGCAGCUAGGUCUGAUGGAAUCCGGUUCUCGAGUUGGUGAUGGACUCAAAAAUAAGAUGAAAAACAGUGGAAGCAACAGCAAUCCUGGAAGCUUAUUGAUGGAAGCUUCCACUUACAGCAGGAAUAUUCUCACAGUUUUGGCGAAGGAAGAUGAAAUCAGGGUGAAGAACUCUAGUGGCCCCACUGGUGUUGAGUCUCCCUCUGGUGUAGCCGAACAAGAUAGUGCAGAUCCAAGCGAUUCUCCAGUACCUGUAGCUGUACCAAGACCAAGAAACACGUCGGAGAAGAAGCAGAAGCAAGAGAUACCGAUACGGGAAGGAAAAGAGGCAACGUGAAGAUGAAAUAGAAAGUGUUGAAGGCCUCUUUGUCUUUUUCGGAUCCUGAUUCUGAUCUUCUUUGUUUUCUUGCAAAGAAGAACGCUGUGGAGAAGAACUACUCAAUAUCUUUGGAUACUAAAUCUUCAAUAUAUAAUAAAUAGCACACUUCGUAAGAGGGAUGUUGGAUGGCAUGGAUGGCAUGGCAUGCAUUGCGUGAGCCAUAAACAUCCCUCCCAAGAAUUCCAAAUGCACACCUCUCAUGUAUAGUGUGUAACUCCGCUGCUGCGGCUGACAAAGAGCAU